Molecule: messenger RNA, 951 nt
Organism: Hevea brasiliensis (rubber tree)
Lineage: Eukaryota; Viridiplantae; Streptophyta; Magnoliopsida; Malpighiales; Euphorbiaceae
Product: AP2/ERF and B3 domain-containing transcription factor At1g51120-like
Exons: 1
Coding region: 1-951 (316 amino acids)
Biological process (GO): regulation of DNA-templated transcription
Molecular function (GO): DNA binding; DNA-binding transcription factor activity
Source: RefSeq, a predicted model, not a curated record
AUGGAAAUUUCAAACCUGAACAUCAUCAGCACAAAUCAACAGAGCACUGAGCAUGAUAGCAGCAGUGGUAGAGGGACGUCUUCAAAAUUCAGGGGAGUGAUUUGGCUCAGAAGUGGCAAGUGGGGUGCACGGAUUGCCUUUAAGUACAAGGCUUACUGGCUUGGAACAUACGACAUGGAAGAAGAGGCAGCAAUGGCUUAUGAUAGAGCAGCGAUCAAACUUCAGAGAAGUGAUGCCCCCCUGAACUUCCCAAUGACCAUUUACACAGUUCAAGAGACCAAAUUCCAGAGUCGGUACUCAAACGAAGAGAUCCUGGAUAUGAUCAAGGACAAAACUUACUUGUCCAAAUUUUCAAAUUACCUUGCAAAUCAGUCUUUGUUGAGGGAAUAUGCAGCAAAUAAUCUAGCAAAUCAGCAAGGGAUCUCAUAUCAAAUGCUUUUUCGAAAGGAAUUGACACAAACUGAUGUCACUCACAUCAAGGGCUUUCACAUCCCUAAAGAACAUGCAAUGGAGUACUUUCCUCCACUUGCUGGUGUGAACUCAUCUGGAGGAGAUAAAAGUGGGGAUAAGUCCAUCGAAUUAACAUUCUUUGAUAGACACUGUCGUCCAUGGACUUUUCGGUAUUCUUAUUGGAAGAGUACUCAGACGUUUGUGUUUACAAAAGGCUGGAGACACUUUCUCAAGAUGAACAACCUGAAGCCAAAAGACUGCGUCUUUUUCUAUAGAUGUGAGCAUCAAAGGGAGGCUCAGGGAAGAGUGUUUUACAUGAUAGAUGCACAGCGUAGUAGUAUGGAAAGUAAUGCUGUUACUUGGAAUAUACAGAAGGAAACGUAUGCAAAGAAAAGAACAAACCAUGAAGUAGAUGGUGAAGACAAGGAGCCAGAUAAUGGAGUUAAGCUUUUUGGUGUCCAAAUUAGCAAAAGAAGACCAAACUACAAGCUCUUUUUCUGA